AGUUCUUCUUCUUCUCAGAAUGAAACUCGGUUUUCCGUCGACCUCAACACUUUUGGUUUCUACGCUAACGGGACUCUGGAUGUCAACCUGCUCUCUCUGCGCCUCCCAGAGCAGGUGGUGAACUACAGCCUGUACCCGGUGGGUUUCACCCUCUCACGGUCUCGUGUGAAUGGAGUCCUGUCCUACACGGCGGAGGAGACGGAGACAUGCCCGCUCACUCUCACAAAGGUCACCAGCAACGAGCCUCUCAUUCUUUUUCUCAUCGACAUCAAGACGCUCAGCGUCAACGUGAGAGCUUUGGGAGACCAGGACAACCUCCUGAUAGCAAAGCCAAAGGCUGAAGCUCCUAAAGGUCUGAGGAAAACCAGGGACGCUCCUGCUGAUCCUGCUGUUAAACCAAACGCACCAGGUAAACCAGCAACAACCAAACUAGACAACCAGUUGACUCAGAAGGGAGAAGAUGCUGCGUCUGUGGAUCAGAGCAGAACAGGACCGAUAGUAGAAGCUUCAAAAGUGGAGGAGAAUGAAUUCCAGCUGGAGAAGCUCAAAGAAGUGACUUUAGCUCUGGACAAAGUUAACGACUCCUACAACUUCAGCUUCCACAUGGUGGUCGGCCUGCUGGCGGAGGGUCUGUACAGCCUCAAGUUCCACUACUGUCAGAACCGGAUGCCUGGAAUCAAAUUCCCCUACUCCUUCGCCGUAGAGGUGACGGAGAAGAACCCAGGCGGCUACCUGUCUGCAGCAGAGAUUCCUCUGUCUCGCCUUUACAUCGGUAUGGCUGGAGUCUUCUUCACAGCUGCCAUGGUCUGGGUGUACACUCUCAUGAAGCACAGGUACAGUGUGUUUAAGAUCCACUGGCUGAUGGCAGCACUGGCCUUCACCAAGUCCACAUCAUUGGUCUUCCAUAGUAUCAACUAUCACUUCAUCAACACUGAAGGGCAUCCUAUUGAAGGCUGGGCCGUCAUGUAUUACAUCACACACCUGCUCAAGGGGGCGCUCCUGUUCAUCACUCUGGCACUGAUUGGCACCGGCUGGGCUUUCGUUAAGUACAUCCUGUCUGACAAGGAGAAGAAGAUCUUCAUGAUCGUCAUCCCUCUGCAGGUCCUGGCUAAUGUGGCCUUCAUCAUCAUCGAGUCCACGGAGGAAGGCUCCAGUGAAUACUACCUGUGGAAGGAGAUCCUGUUUCUGGUCGACCUCAUCUGCUGUGGAGCCAUCCUGUUCCCUGUUGUCUGGUCCAUCCGUCAUCUACAGGAAGCUUCCAGCACUGACGGCAAAGCUGCCAUGAAUUUGGAGAAGCUCAAACUGUUCCGGCAUUAUUACGUGAUGAUUGUGUGUUAUAUCUACUUCACGAGGAUCAUAGCCAUUCUGCUGAAGGUCACGAUGCCGUUCCAGUGGCAGUGGUGCUACGAGUUCCUGGUGGAGGUCUCCACUCUGAUCUUCUUCGUGUUGACGGGCUACAAGUUCCGCCCGGCGUCCAACAACCCGUAUCUCCAGCUCCCUCUGGACGAGGAGGACGUAGAGAUGGACGAAGUAGUGACUGAGUCAGGAGCUCUGGAGGGAAUUUCCAAAGUCAAGAAAACGUGUAAUGGUCGUGAUCGUCAGAAAGAGUCCACCUUGUGAGCGAGAAGCUGGAUCUUUUUCUUUCAUUUUUUGGGGUGGGGGGGGGGAGUGUCAGCUGGUACAAAGGGGGUGCGCACCCCCCCCCUCCCCCAGUGACGGCUCUCCUCUGGAACUGUGAGUGGUGUCAGUGGUCGUGUCCACUGUCUAUGCAACAGACUGAGACGAGCUCCAAAGAUGAAGAUUGCUUUAGAGACGUUCUUCUGAGGACUGUGUGAUCUGAGGACUCGUGGUUUGUUUCUUCCCUUUGGAGACAGCGGCCCGUUCUCAGGUAAAAGUUUAAUCAAUACACAUAUAGAUAUUUCAAAUUUAGGUCACCGACGUGUCGUCUCUUCUUCCCAUCGGUUCCUCUACAACUUCUUCACCACUGUCCUGAGACCAGUCUUCAGUCUCAAGAUCACGUUUUGAAGGUCUUGUUUUUACUCAGUCAGACACAACAGGACUCUGGAUUUUAAUUCAAGACCACGACCGCGUGGAAAUCACAAAACUGUCAUUUAUUUAACAUCAUAAGAGAGGCUAAGCCCCGCCCCUUCCACACUCCCCCUUUGGACCUUAUUUUGUAAAAAAAAAACAAAUAUCUCCAGUCGUCAGAUGUUAAACGUUGUCUAACCUGUUUCAUCCAGAGGUGAGAGAACAUCGUAGCUUCAGAGAGUUUACGACAAAAUGAUACUUUGUUGAUGUGCAGAAUUAUUAUUUUAACAUACAAACAUCGUGUGUGUAAUUAUGGAACAAUUCAAACGUCUCUUGUUGACUAGCGUACAUAUAUA
This is a messenger RNA of Anarrhichthys ocellatus (wolf-eel), 2384 nucleotides long. It is a transcript of the gene gpr108, whose product is annotated as G protein-coupled receptor 108. The transcript has 17 exons. Gene Ontology annotation, cellular component: Golgi apparatus; membrane. Lineage: Eukaryota; Metazoa; Chordata; Actinopteri; Perciformes; Anarhichadidae. The annotation marks the transcript as partial. Gene Ontology annotation, biological process: transport. The record is from RefSeq and is a predicted model, not a curated record.